Molecule: messenger RNA, 3644 nt
Organism: Mercurialis annua (annual mercury)
Lineage: Eukaryota; Viridiplantae; Streptophyta; Magnoliopsida; Malpighiales; Euphorbiaceae
Exons: 14
Coding region: 153-3518 (1121 amino acids)
Biological process (GO): ribosome-associated ubiquitin-dependent protein catabolic process; rescue of stalled cytosolic ribosome
Cellular component (GO): RQC complex
Molecular function (GO): zinc ion binding; ribosomal large subunit binding; tRNA binding
Source: RefSeq, a predicted model, not a curated record
CUUGAGAAAGGAGGCAGUAUACCAUACGGUAGCUAAACAAAAUCAUUUAGCGCGAAGCCAAGGGGAAAUAAAUACUCAGUCUGAACUCUGAAAUCAGAACCCUCUAUUUUGCAAUCGAAAGAAGAAGAAGAAGCUAAUCACGGGAUAAAAAUAUGGUGAAGGUGCGAAUGAACACGGCCGAUGUGGCCGCAGAAGUCAAAUGCUUGCGUAGAUUAAUUGGAAUGCGUUGCUCUAAUGUCUACGAUCUCUCUCCCAAGACAUAUGUAUUCAAGCUGAUGAAUAGCAGUGGAGUUACAGAAUCAGGAGAGAGUGAGAAGGUUUUGCUCUUGAUGGAGAGUGGUGUCCGCUUGCAUACCACUGCUUAUGUUCGUGACAAAAGUAAUACACCUUCUGGUUUUACCUUAAAGUUACGCAAGCAUAUACGUACUAGAAGGCUUGAGGAUGUGCGACAACUCGGUUAUGAUAGGAUUGUUCUCUUUCAAUUUGGACUUGGUGCUAAUGCACAUUAUGUUAUACUGGAGUUGUAUGCGCAAGGAAAUAUUUUGCUUACUGAUCCUGAUUUCACAGUUUUGACUCUUCUUCGCUCUCAUAGGGAUGAUGAUAAAGGGUUGGCCAUUAUGUCGAGGCAUCGUUACCCUACUGAAAUUUGCCGAGUUUUUGAGCGAACGACUGCUGAGAAAUUGGUUGAAGCGCUUACAUCAUUUAAAGAGCCGGAAACUAGUGAACCUGUUAAUGAUGGUGAAAAAAAUGUGUCAGAUAAACCAAAAAAAGAGAAUCAGGGUAAAAACAAAGGUGGUAAAUCAUCUGAGAAUCGUACUAAACAAACCACGUUGAAGAAUGUUCUUGGAGAGGCAUUGGGUUAUGGUCCAGCACUUUCUGAGCAUAUCAUACUGGAUGCUGGUUUGGUGCCGAGUACAAAAUUUUCUAUAAGUGAUAGACUAGAUGAUGAUACUAUACAGGUUUUGGUCCAAGCUGUUGCCAAAUUUGAAGAUUGGCUCCAGGAUAUUAUUUCAGGAGAUAAAGUUCCUGAAGGUUACAUAUUGAUGCAGAAUAAGAAUUUGGGCAAGGACCACACAAUAUCUUCAUCUGGAAGCACUUCCAAGAUCUAUGAUGAAUUUUGCCCCAUAUUACUGAACCAAUUCAGAAUGAGGGAACAUGAAAAAUUUGAUACAUUUGAUGCAUCAUUAGAUGAGUUCUAUAGCAAAAUUGAGAGCCAGAGGUCAGAGCAGCAACAAAAAGCAAAAGAGGACUCUGCCAUUCAGAAACUAAAUAAGAUACGACUGGAUCAGGAAAAUCGUGUGCUAACAUUGAGAAAAGAAGUAGAUCACUCUGUCAGAAUAGCAGAAUUGAUAGAGUACAACUUAGAGGAUGUGGAGGCUGCUAUAUUAGCUGUUCGUGUAGCUCUUGCAAAGGGAAUGAGUUGGGAAGAUCUUGCGCGAAUGGUGAAGGAAGAGAAAAAGAUGGGAAACCCUGUGGCUGGCCUAAUUGACAAACUAUAUCUUGAAAGGAACUGCAUGACAUUAUUGCUGAGCAACAAUCUUGAUGACAUGGAUGAUGAUGAAAAGACGUUCCCAGCGGACAAGGUUGAAGUUAAUAUUGCACUUUCCGCACAUGCUAAUGCUCGGAGGUGGUAUGAAAUGAAGAAGAAACAAGAAAACAAGCAGGAAAAGACUGUUACAGCCCAUGAAAAAGCUUUUAAAGCAGCUGAGAGAAAGACUCGUCUCCAGCUUUUACAGGAAAAAUCUGUUGCUUCUCUAAUGCAUAUUCGCAAACUUCACUGGUUUGAGAAAUUUAAUUGGUUUAUCAGCAGUGAGAAUUAUUUGGUUAUUAGUGGACGUGAUGCUCAACAAAAUGAGAUGAUUGUAAAGCGAUAUAUGUCAAAAGGAGACUUGUAUGUCCAUGCAGACCUACAUGGAGCUUCUAGUACUCUGAUCAAGAAUCACAGGUCCGAACAACCCAUACCUCCUCUUACUUUAAACCAGGCUGGAUGUUAUACGGUUUGCCAAAGCCAGGCAUGGGAUUCGAAGAUGGUUACUAGUGCAUGGUGGGUGUACCCUCACCAGGUCAGCAAAACUGCUCCUACAGGGGAGUAUCUCACAGUUGGAAGUUUCAUGAUUCGUGGGAAAAAGAACUUUCUUCCUCCACAUCCUCUUAUAAUGGGCUUUGGCUUGUUAUUUCGAUUGGAUGAGAGCUCUCUGGGAUCACACUUGAAUGAAAGGAGGGUACGAGGUGAGGAAGAAGGGAUGGAUGAUUUUGAAGAAAGUGAACCUCUCCAAGAAGUUUCUGAUUCUGAAUCAGAGAAGGAAGAAAGAGGAAAAGAACCCGUGUUGGAAACCAAAAGUACUACUGACUUGACUCUUGGCAACUGUGAAAUUGCUGAUUCAAAUGAAUUACUUCAAAGUACUGAAAACGUUGGGGUCUACCAAUCUGAUGUUGGAAAUUAUGCUGCUUCUGUUACCCCACAACUUGAAGACCUCAUUGAUAGAGCCCUUGAGUUAGGACCUGCUACCUUAUCGCAGAAAAAGUAUGGACUUGAAACAUCUCAGGUUGAUUCGUCCAAGGAACAUGAUCAGAAGGAAAAGAAAGCAGCAGUUAGAGAUAAACCUCAUAUUUCAAAAGCUGAAAGAAGAAAGCUCAAGAAAGGUCAGAAAGAUGAUUUGGCAGAUGAAAAUAUUGAGCGAGAAAAAGGAGUAAAAGAAAAUAACGCUUCUGUCAGUCAACCUGAAGAGAGUAGUCAAAGUAAUAAGGUUGGGAGUGGAAAAAUUAGUCGUGGGCAGAAGAGUAAACUUAAGAAGAUGAAGGAGAAGUAUGCUAAUCAAGAUGAAGAAGAAAGGAGCAUUCGGAUGGCUUUACUGGCAUCAGCUGGCAAUACACGCAAGAAAGAUGGAGAUGCACAAACUGGAAGUGAAGCUACUGGGAAAGCAUUAACCGGCGAAGGGAAGACACCUGUUCCAAGUCCUGAAGAUGCUUUAAAACUAAAAAUAUGUUAUAAGUGCAAAAAGCCUGGGCACUUGUCUGUAGAUUGCCCUGAACAUCCAGAUGCCAGCUUACGUAAUCUAGCAAACGGUGGACCUGCCGAUAGCUCUCGUGUGGACUUGGGUUAUAUGGAUUCGGAAGCAGAUAGGGUAGCCAUGAAGGAAGAUGACAUCCAUGAGAUUGGCGAAGAAGACAAAGAGAAGUUAAAUGACGUGGACUACUUGACCGGAAAGCCCCUGGCAAGUGACAUUCUGUUGUAUGCUGUGCCUGUCUGUGGUCCUUACAGUGCAGUCCAGUCUUACAAGUACCGUGUGAAGUUAGUGCCCGGCACCGCAAAGAAAGGAAAAGCUGCAAAAAUGGCCAUGAACCUAUUUAGUCACAUGCCCGAAGCAACUAGUAGAGAGAAGGAAUUAACAAAAGCAUGUACAGAGCAUGAGCUAGUAGCUGCCAUUAUUGGCAAUGUCAAAAUUACCGCUGCUGGUCUCACACAAUUGAAGCAGAAGCAAAAGAAAGGCAAGAAAAUCAACAAAAAGAAGGCUUAAGAUGUCUAAGGUUAGAAAAUUUGUAAUACAAAAAUAUUGUAUCCCUGCUUGUUCUUACAAGAGUUUUAGGAUAUCAAAUUUUGUUAAAUACAGUUUCAACAGCGCAAAUAUUACAAUUUUUCCGCA